AGCCGAACAAGCAGCCCGGAACCCGGUGCGACUUAGACAGUCGAAGGGCUGAAUCCUGGAGUUGAGUUACUUUUUGAGGAUAUAGAAGCCCAAGUAAUACACUGGAAGUUAUUGUUGAACCAAACAUAACUGAUGGUACUUGACAGAGGAGCAUCACCCAUUGAAGAAGGUAAUCAGCUUCAAGACUACCCUGGACCAAUGGAUGAUACUGGAGAGGAGUCAUGUGAUGCUAUCAUGAAGGAUCCUCGAAAUGGAUCCUCUGAGAACCAUAGUACACCUACAGUAAAGGAAAGUGAUCCUGGUUUUGAGAUGACUCCUGGUGCAGUUCAAAUACCUGAAAGUGGAGCAACCAGCUUUAGUUUUAGGAAGUUGUGGGCUUUCACCGGUCCUGGUUUCCUGAUGAGCAUAGCCUACCUUGAUCCAGGCAACAUAGAGUCAGAUCUUCAGUCAGGUGCUGUAGCUGAAUACAAGCUACUAUGGGUAUUAAUGUGGUGUACUGUGAUGGGUUUAGUGUUACAGCUACUUGCCGCCAGGUUGGGAUCUGUCACAGGUUAUCAUCUGGCUCAGGUGUGUUAUAGGGAGUAUCCAACUGUUCCUCGUAUAGCUCUCUGGAUCAUGAUUGAGAUUGCUAUCAUUGGAUCAGAUAUUCAAGAAGUUGUUGGAUCUGCUGUGGCAAUCAAUCUGCUGUCGAAUAACAAGAUACCAAUUUAUGCAGGCUGCCUUAUCACUGGUGUGGACACAUUUACAUUCCUCUUCUUAGAAAGUGCAGGUCUACGCAAAUUAGAAGCAUUAUUUGGAGCCCUGAUUACAACUAUGGGAGGAGCUUUUCUUUACAUGUACAUUGUUGUAGCCCCAGACCAAGGUGAGAUCUUGAAGGGUAUGUGGUUUCCAUGGUGUGAAGGAUGUCAUCUACCUGCUAUUCAACAAGCUGUAGGCAUCGUUGGGGCUGUCAUCAUGCCCCAUAAUAUCUACCUCCAUUCUGCUCUAGUACUGACUCGCAAGGUGGAUCACAAAGAUAAGAGCAAGGUUCGAGAAAGCAACAUGUACUAUUCAAUAGAAUCAGCUAUCGCAUUGUUUGUAUCAUUUCUUAUCAACCUGUUUGUUGUGGCCGUCUUUGCUGCUGCAUUCUAUCCUUCCCAGGAUGCAACACUCCUCAAUGCUGGUAAAUUGAUUCAUGAUAAAUAUGGUAAUGUGAUGAAGAUUAUUUGGGGCAUUGGUCUCCUUGCUGCUGGUCAGAGCUCAACAAUGACGGUAUCAUAUUCAGUCUGAACUGAAAUGUGACAUAUGACAUUGUUCUUGCAGGGUUUCUUAGGUAUCAAAUGGGCCAAGUGGAAAAGAGUUUUACUGACUAGAUCUAUCGCCAUGGUACCCACUCUCCUAGUGGCUGUGCUUGCAGGGAAUACUCUGGAUGAACUCAAUUCUAUCAUCAAUGUCAUUCAGAGUAUACAGCUUCCAUUUGCUCUUCUACCUAUUCUCUACUUUACCAGCCAGGAGAGACUCAUGGGAGAGUUUAAAAACUCAAGCUUCACUAAAUUUAUAGUAUGGUGCCUUGCAGUACUAAUCAUGGGUGUUAAUUUCUACUUGGUUUUUGCAGAACUUGCUGACAAACCAUGGUGGGCAUAUUUCCUCAUGAGCAUAUUGGGUGUGAUUUAUGUUAUAUUUGUAGGAUAUUUGGCAUUUGGCAUUGAACUAUCACACAAGAUUAAGUGCUGGACACUUAAGAUGGCAGGAAAGAUGGAAUAUACCAGACUAGAAGAGGACUUUGUGACAAGAAGACCUCGCUAUCCUCAGACCCCGCCCUUACCCCAGGAGAGAACAGAAGAUGGGGAAGGUAUUCAGUGAUUAUGACUAGACCAGAAAGGAUAGAGAAGAAUUUUUAGACACACUUGCUAAUAACUUGUAUUUUUAUACUAAUUUGAUAAGUUAAAAUUGUUUUCAUG
Messenger RNA from Lytechinus variegatus (green sea urchin), 1940 nucleotides. Its product is annotated as natural resistance-associated macrophage protein 2-like. Gene Ontology annotation, biological process: metal ion transport. The record is from RefSeq and is a predicted model, not a curated record. Gene Ontology annotation, molecular function: cadmium ion transmembrane transporter activity; manganese ion transmembrane transporter activity; iron ion transmembrane transporter activity. The transcript is spliced from 16 exons. NCBI's taxonomy places the organism in Eukaryota, Metazoa, Echinodermata, Echinoidea, Temnopleuroida, Toxopneustidae. Gene Ontology annotation, cellular component: membrane.